Molecule: messenger RNA, 615 nt
Organism: Dacryopinax primogenitus
Lineage: Eukaryota; Fungi; Basidiomycota; Dacrymycetes; Dacrymycetales; Dacrymycetaceae
Product: histone-fold-containing protein
Exons: 3
Coding region: 69-491 (140 amino acids)
Cellular component (GO): nucleosome
Molecular function (GO): DNA binding; protein heterodimerization activity; structural constituent of chromatin
Source: RefSeq, a predicted model, not a curated record
CCACCACCUGCUCGUGACUACACACUGUCAACCAGCCCCUCCAUACUAUCUACAAUCCAUAACUAGCAAUGGCUCGUACUAAACAAACAGCCCGCAAGUCCACCGGUGGCAAGGCCCCCCGUAAGCAGCUCGCCACCAAGGCAGCGCGCAAGACCGCAUCCAAGACCGGCCCCACCACCGGAGGCGUCAAGAAACCCCAUCGGUUCCGCCCUGGUACGGUCGCGCUGCGUGAGAUUAGGCGGUAUCAGAAGAGCACGGAGUUGCUCAUUCGCAAGCUGCCUUUCCAGCGGCUUGUCAGGGAAAUCGCACAGGACUUUAAGACGGACUUGAGGUUCCAGUCCUCUGCCGUCAUGGCACUCCAGGAAGCGGCAGAAGCGUACCUCGUCUCCCUGUUCGAGGAUACCAACCUUGCCGCUAUCCACGCCAAGAGGGUCACAAUCCAGCCCAAGGAUCUCCAGCUCGCGCGGAGGUUGAGGGGCGAGAGGUCCUGAGGUGUGAGGUGUAAGCGAUGAAUGAUGCUAGGGGAAUGGUGUUGUAUGAUGUGAUAACGAUGUGACGAUACAUGCUUGUAACACUAUGGCUCAAUACACUAUGGUCUAUGCUACCACAUACACU